Molecule: messenger RNA, 1196 nt
Organism: Phodopus roborovskii (desert hamster)
Lineage: Eukaryota; Metazoa; Chordata; Mammalia; Rodentia; Cricetidae
Gene: Grpel2
Product: GrpE like 2, mitochondrial
Exons: 4
Coding region: 93-767 (224 amino acids)
Biological process (GO): protein folding; protein import into mitochondrial matrix
Cellular component (GO): PAM complex, Tim23 associated import motor
Molecular function (GO): adenyl-nucleotide exchange factor activity; protein-folding chaperone binding; protein homodimerization activity
Source: RefSeq, a predicted model, not a curated record
CGUGCCUACACCGGGGGCGUGGCUUUCCGGCGAGCGCGGCUCGCCACUUGGCUCGGGUGCGCGUGCGCAGUGUCGGCGUUCUGGCGUGGAUCAUGGCGGCGCGGUCGCUGUGGGCGGUGCAGCGGCUGCAGCGCCUCCUGGCCUCCGGGGCCGUGUCGCAGAGCAGGGGAUGGCUACACCCAUUCAGCACUGCUACCCAAAGAACUGCUGGGGAAGACUGCAGUUCUGAGGACCCUCCUGAUGUACUCGGUCCCUCCCUUGCUGAACAAGCCUUAAGACUAAAAGCUGUUAAACUGGAAAAAGAAGUUCAGGAUUUAACACUGAGAUACCAGAGAGCUGUUGCUGACUGUGAAAACAUAAGGAGACGAACCCAGAGAUGUGUGGAAGAUGCCAAGAUAUUUGGAAUCCAGAGCUUCUGUAAGGACUUGGUGGAAGUGGCAGACAUUUUGGAGAAGACUGCUGAGUACUUUUCAGAAGGAUCCAAACCCGAGGACCACAAGCUUACUCUGGAAAAAGUCUUUCAAGGACUGUCCCUUUUAGAAACAAAGCUGAAAAGUGUGUUUGCCAAGCAUGGCCUAGAGAAAAUGACACCCAUUGGUGACAAAUACGACCCUCAUGAGCAUGAACUCAUCCGUCACAUGCCAGCAGGUGUUGGGGUACAGCCUGGCACUGUGGCAUCAAUACAGCAAGAUGGCUACAAACUUCAUGGCCGCACCAUUAGACUUGCCCAAGUGGAAGUGGCAGUGGAGUCUCAGAGAAGGUCAUGAGCAAGCCACCAGGAACUAGAACUCCAGGGCCCCGCGCCCAUGUCUCCUUUAUUUAUUAAGCUGGUUUGUAUUAUACAUGAGGUCCUUCGUGUGCUCCGCUUUGGAUUUAGUCAUAUUGGCUUUAUCUCUACAAUAUCUUAUUGGUUUUAUGUGACUUGUCUCAUCAGAAGUCCUACCAUUGGGCAUUUGAACAAUGUGGCAAGUGUCCUAUGGCCUUUACCAAAAUGUUUACAAAAAUCAUUUAAAUUGGUACUCUGAUGACUGAAUCCAAAAUCUGUAUCUGUGUUUUCAACUACUUACUGGAAUUAGUACAGAAUCCUGUGUCUUAUAUUUUAUGGGAAAAGGAGAUGGUGGGGAUUGGUUUGAUAUUUAGGUACUUAGAUGACAAAGCUUUACCCAUGUAUAAAUUUAAAUAAUUUGGGUUGACUU